AUGCCACCUCUUCACAAGCUAAAGGCUGUGAUGGAACUUCAGAAGUCAACUCUCGAGACCCACCCAGGAGCAGUCAAUCAUCAUCUCAGUUUGAGACUGACUGCACCCCACUGCUUCAUACUACCUCCACCUCCACCACUCCAGCCGAAGACAGCUCGUCUACUUCUCCAGCAAAAGAUUCCUCUACUCCUCCUGAAUAUGAAGGCUGUGAUGGAACUGCAGAAGUCAACUCUCGGGACCCAGCCAGGAGCCGUCAAUCGUCAUCUCAGUUUGAGACUGACUGCUGCGCCCCACUGCUUCUUACUACCUCCACCUCCACCACUCCAGCUGUAG
This is a messenger RNA of Knipowitschia caucasica, 333 nucleotides long. NCBI's taxonomy places the organism in Eukaryota, Metazoa, Chordata, Actinopteri, Gobiiformes, Gobiidae. The record is from the annotation of a GenBank genome assembly.